Williopsis jadinii is the source of this 1435-nucleotide messenger RNA. Its product is annotated as TauD/TfdA dioxygenase family protein. Gene Ontology annotation, biological process: sulfur compound catabolic process. Gene Ontology annotation, molecular function: sulfonate dioxygenase activity. The record is from RefSeq and is a predicted model, not a curated record. Bases 274 to 1374 code for a protein of 366 amino acids. NCBI's taxonomy places the organism in Eukaryota, Fungi, Ascomycota, Saccharomycetes, Phaffomycetales, Wickerhamomycetaceae. Gene Ontology annotation, cellular component: cytoplasm. The transcript has a single exon.
CAGGAUGACAAGACUUACUGUUGCUGGGAACUAAGAUGCUGUGGAUUGUGGUGAAUGCUUCAAUGUCGUUAAUCAGACCAUUGUUAACUUGAAAUGCCACAGAUAUUGGUCCUCCGUAUUUACUUCCUAUUCUGGCUGUGUUGGCGCCGCCAUUAUACAAGAGCCACAUUUUACGAAGGCAUGAACUCCACACACAGAGAAGUAUUUAAAUAGGCGAAGAGGUCCAAUCGAUCUGCCCACCAUCUCUACAAUGCCAACAUCAGACGAGAAGAGAUGCCGCUAGAUAUUGUUACCGACAAGGACGGUGUCAAAAGGCUAUCCAAGGAGGCAUAUGACAACUCAAAAUACCCCGAGUGGUUGCCAGUUUGGAAUCCGAAUGUGAAAUACCCAGCACCACCUAAUAACGAUGGCUACAUUGAUCGUGCCUUCUUUGCUGAUCCGAAACUGCCAAAUCUAUUCCCUGAGGACAGUGACAUUGAUAAGAUUGACCUCAGUCCCAAGUUCGGUACCGAAAUUAGAAGCGGUAUUCAGUUAUCAUCCUUGUCAGAUGCAGCCAAAGAUGAGUUAGCGUUGCUCUUGGCCCAAAGAGGAUUUGUUGUUUUCAGAAACCAGGACUUGAAAGACAAAGGUCUAGAAUUCAACAGCAAUUUUGGAAGAUACUUUGGCCCAUUGAAUCCUACUUCGUUUAUUGGAACUCCGGAAACGGAGCCAAACUUCCACAUUGUCUAUCGUGAUCCGAAUGAAAAGGUUAACCCCAAACGGGUAGUUGGGAUCCAUGUCGAUGAUAACUGGGAGGUGUUCACGCCUGGAGUGACGAUCUUUGGAAUUUUGGACGGUCCUGAGACAGGUGGCGAUACGCUUUUUGUUGAUUCGCAGGAGAUUUAUGAGAGAUUUUCUCCAGGGUUCCAAAAGAUCUUGGAGACUCUCACUGGUGUAUUCUCCAACGUGGGUCCAUCGAAAAUCAACGGACAAGUGAAGGGAUUCCUAAGAACUCCACCUGAGGAGAAUUCUCAUCCUAUAGUAAGAAUCCACCCAGUUACUCAGAAGAAAAAUGUCUUCUUUAGCCAUUUCACCCAGAAGUUUGACAACCUUGAUGAAGAAGAAUCACAGUUAAUCUUCAAAUAUUUGAAGGACAAGAUAUAUGGUCAACCAGAUACACAUCUCAGAGCAAGGUGGGAACCUGGAACUGUUGUGCUGUGGGAUAACCGUAGAUGUCUUCAUUCUGCACUUGCUGAUUUCGAAGGAUCCUCUAGACACUGUUAUAGAGUCUCAACGUUUGCUGAGGCACCAGUCACGAAUUUUGAGGAUUUAAAUGAAGAGACGAGAAAGCUCUCUGAUGAGCUACAGAAGAAGCUCGGUAACUUAAGUGUAUAGGCAUACGACUAACAUUUAUUACGUCAUCCUAACAAGAAGUUCAAAUAAAAGAUCCGUGUGU